AUGGCUGCGCCGGUGGUAGCCGAAGAUCAGGCCCGGUUACUCGAGGAUGCUCUCAUCGCUGUGCGCCAACAGACGGUGCUGAUGCGCAAAUGUCUGGACACGCCUGGCAAGCUGAUGGACGCCCUUAAGUGCUGCUCCACCCUCGUCUCGGAGCUGCGUACGAGCAGCCUUGGCCCCAAGCAAUACUACGAGCUCUACAUGGCCGUUUUCGACGCGCUACGCUACCUGUCGGUCCACUUGCGCGAAAACCACCCCGUCAACCACCUGGCCGACCUCUACGAGCUUGUCCAAUACGCCGGCAAUAUCAUUCCCCGCCUCUAUCUUAUGAUCACCGUCGGCACUGCUUACAUGGCCGUCGAAGGCGCCCCCGUCAAGGAACUCAUGAAGGAUAUGAUGGACAUGAGCCGCGGCGUCCAGCACCCAAUACGCGGCUUAUUCUUGCGCUACUACCUCUCCGGCCAGGCGCGUGACUACCUGCCCACCACCGACAGCGACGGACCAGAGGGCAACCUGCAGGACUCUAUCAGCUUUAUCCUCACCAACUUUGUCGAGAUGAACAAGCUUUGGGUCCGGCUGCAGCACCAAGGCCACUCCCGCGAGCGCGAGCAACGCACACAGGAACGCAAGGAGCUGCAGCUGCUCGUCGGCACCAACAUUGUGCGCCUCAGCCAGCUCGUCGACCUCGAAACCUACAAGAACACCAUUUUGGCACCUUUGCUCGAGCAGGUCGUCCAGUGCCGCGACGUGCUUGCCCAGGAGUACCUGCUGGAAGUCAUCACCCAGGUCUUCCCCGACGAGUUCCACUUGCACACCCUCGACCAGUUCCUCGCCGCUGUCUCUAAACUUAACCCGCACGUCAAUGUGAAGGUCAUCGUCGUCGGCCUGAUGGACCGCCUGUCUAACUAUGCCGAACGCGAGGCCCAGAACCGGCCCGACGAAAAUCGCGAGAAAAUGGAAGAGGACGCCCUUGUGGCCCUGCUAAACAAGACAAAAUUGGGUGGUAAGGAGGCCGAGGCGGACGGAGCCCCGGCAGCUGCAAAGCCCGCAACCGGUGAUGCCAACGGGUCGAGCUCUGAAACGCCCGCAGCAGAGGCGGACGACAAGGACCGUAAGGAUGACGCAAAAGACGCGGACGCACAAUCAACGACCGAGACCCUCGCUACAGACGCAACAGCGGAGACGGAGACUACGGCGGUAAACGGCCGUGACAACGACGGCGCGGCAGAAGGGAGUGUGCCAUCAACGGAAGGUGACGCCGCUGCCUCGCGUGGUAUUGGUGAUGACAUCCACCUGUACGAGGUCUUUUUCGGCCAGGUCAAGCAGCUUGUCUACGCCCAACAUCUGCCGAUCCACGACACGAUCGCGCUCCUUGUGUCGCUCACCAACCUUGCCCUCAACGUAUACCCGAGCCGCCUCGACUACGUCGACCAGAUCCUGGAAUUUGCGGCACAAAAGGUGCAGGAGAACACCAACAACCCCGACUUCCACGGCGCCGCCGCGCAACAAAGCCUACUGGCUCUUCUGCAGGCUCCGAUCAAGCACUACGUCUCUAUUUUCACAGCCCUGGCUCUGCCGACUUAUGUUCCUUUGCUGCAGUCGCAGAUCUACCAGACCAAGCGGGCCGUCGCCGGCGAGGUUGCCCGCAGCCUGCUUAGAAACCAGACACGCAUCGAAACACCCGAGCAAUUAACAAACGUGCUUGAUGUGGUCAAGGUGUUGAUUGUCGAGGCCUCACCGGCACCCCAGGGCCCCCAGCGUGGCCGCCCAUACGAGACCGACGAGACGCUCGAGGAGCAGGGCUGGCUAGCUCGCAUUGUGCACCUACUGCACGCCGAAAACAACGACACCCAGUUCCGCCUCUUGCAGCUGGCGCGCAAAGCCUACUCUGACGGCAACGAGCGCAUCCGCAUCACCACGCCUCCCAUUAUCACGGCGUCUAUGAAGCUGGCCCGCCGCUUCAAGGCACGCGAACACUACGACGACAACUGGGAGUCGCAGUCGUCGUCGUUGUUCAAGUUCAUGCACUCGGCCGUGUCCACACUUUACCAGCGGGCGACGAAUGGUAACACGUCGGGCGGUGGCAGCAGCGGCGGUGCGGAACUCGCGCUGCGCCUGUUCUGCGUAUGCGGCCAGACGGCCGACCUGGUCGGCUUCGAGGAGGUCGCGUACGAGUUCUUUGCGCAGGCCUUUACUGUGUAUGAGGAGGCCAUCUCUGACUCCAAGGCCCAGUUCCAGGCCGUGAGCGCCGUUGCCAGCACGCUGCACCAGACGCGCAACUUUGGCCGCGAGAACUUUGACACCCUCAUCACCAAGUGCGCGCAGCAUGCCAGUAAGCUGCUGCGGAAGCCCGAUCAGUGCCGCGCCGUCUAUCUGGCUAGCCACCUAUGGUGGGCGACGCCGAUUGCGGCCAAUGCCGAGACGGAAGAGAGCAGCGCCGACCUGUACCGGGACGGCAAGCGCGUGCUCGAGUGUCUGCAGCGGGCACUGCGCGUGGCGGACUCGUGCAUGGAGCCGGCGACGUCCAUCGAGUUGUUUGUGGAGAUCCUGGACCGCUACGUGUACUACUUUGACCAGCAGAACGAAUCGGUGACGACCAAGUAUCUGAACGGACUGAUCGAGCUGAUCCACUCGAACCUGGCAAGCAACCAGCAGGAGUCGGCGUCGGUGGAGGCGAGCAAGAAGCACUUCCACCAUACGCUGGAGCUGAUCCGUAGCAAGGAGUACGAGGGCAUUGUGCUGACGCCCAAGUAA
Sporothrix brasiliensis 5110 is the source of this 2751-nucleotide messenger RNA. RefSeq lists its product as uncharacterized. Gene Ontology annotation, cellular component: retromer complex; retromer, cargo-selective complex; late endosome. The transcript is spliced from 3 exons. The record is from RefSeq and is a predicted model, not a curated record. Gene Ontology annotation, biological process: retrograde transport, endosome to Golgi; intracellular protein transport. Lineage: Eukaryota; Fungi; Ascomycota; Sordariomycetes; Ophiostomatales; Ophiostomataceae. The coding region runs from base 1 to 2751 and encodes 916 amino acids.